GUAACCUUAUUUCACUCACAAGUAAAUCUCACACUGUGAAUCAAUCUUUCUUUCAUAUAAAAUCCAACACGGGAGAUCAAGUUCGAUUCAUCUAAAAUCUCUUUCUCAUACAGAUAUAUAAUGAUUAAGAUUGCAAGUGACAUUGGUUAAUUCAAAAUUCAGAAAUUUCCCAAAUUUGCGAUCAAAAUAAACAUUUUAAUUUUAAAUUGGAUUUCCCCGACUUUUUUUCUUCAACCUACCACCUAAGCUGACCAUUCUCACAUUUCAACGUCAUUCGACCCCGGGUCUUUUACCUUUUUUCGACCACAACAAAUCUAAUCCCUCUUCUUCCUUUCGACAACAACAUCCCAUCUACCGAAAUCCCUUCUUAUCAUUUUGAUCGCAGAUAAUUGCAUUAUAGGUAUUGAUAUAUUGCAUCAAUUGAGUCAAUCAAUAUGUCGUACACUCAACAAUAUCAAGGUGUGGGUGGAAAUCCAUAUCAGGAUUCUGGCGCCGCUGAAGCCGGAUAUGGUGGUGUAAGUUCCUUCAUUUCAUUCAGUCAUUCUUUUCUUUCUUCCUUAAUCGCAUCUAUGCGUAAAUAUCUAGUGUCUAGAAUCUAGAAAUGCUCACCCCGCGAUAGAAUAAUAAUCUAGCCCAACCAGGACUCACACAUGAAAUGUCAAACUACUCUCAAACAUCCAACUAUUCCUCCGGUACACCCGGCGCCAUCCCACCUCCAAGUUCCAACGUCCUCACCCAACAAGCCUUCCUCGACCGCGUUGAUUUCGCCAAAUCCGAAAUUCGUUCUCUCUCCUCUAACGUUUCUCAAAUCGCUACUCUUCACCAACGCGCCCUCUCUUCCCCCGAUUCCUCCUCCACUGCGUCCCUCGAAAAUCUCGUAACACAAACCCAGCUCAAAAAUACUCAGAUUCGUGAUCAAAUUAAAUAUUUGGAAGCUGAUGCUAUCAAGACGCAAGAUGGGACUAAGAAUGUCAAGACCACGCAAGCCAAGAGAUUGAAGACGGAGUUUGAGAAUCAGUUGCAGCAAUAUAGGGAAGAGGAGUUGAAUUAUAGAAAUGAAUAUAGACGUCAAAUUGGAAGACAAUAUCGUAUUGUUAAUCCUGAAGCUUCGGAGGCUGAGGUUGAAGAAGCUAGUCAAAUGGAUUGGGGUUCGGAGGGUGUUUUUCAAACAGCUGUAUGUUUUGUCCUAUUCCCCUCUAUUAUAUAGUCUAGGACUUUUUUUACUUAUGAACAUACUAACAAAUCCCUCAGCUUAAAUCCAAUCGAUCUGGUCAAGCCUCCUCGGUUCUUGGAGCCGUUCGCGCCCGUCACAAUGAACUCCAACGUAUUGAAGCCACUCUUACCGAUCUUGCAGCUAUGUUUGCCGAUAUGGCUCAAUUAGUUGAAGCCCAAGACCCUGUCGUCGAACAUACCGAACAAAAUGCCAUUAAAACCGCCGAGGAUGUUGAUAAAGGAAAUACGGAAAUCGACAAGGCGAAUGAACAUGCCAGACGUAGAAAUAGACUAAAGUGGUGGUGUUUGUUGGUCACAAUCAUUAUUAUCCUCGCGAUUGCCUUGGGUGUUGGUUUGGGGGUUGGAUUGGCAGUCAAAGGGUCCAAAACUGCUACUAAUUAAGAGUAUAUUGGCAGUAGUUGAAACCUUCAAAGGGUUGAGAGGAAGGCUUUCGGAAGGUAUGAGAUAUGAUGGAUGGUAUGGGAAUGGAAUUUGGAGGGGAUUGAAUAGGUUCAACGAAUGAUGCGGUUACCAAGGAACCAAUGAAUGAUGGGAAAGGGAUGGAAGGAAAUGUUGUAUGUUGUAUAUUUGUCUGGGAUAUCAUUU
This is a messenger RNA of Sclerotinia trifoliorum, 1818 nucleotides long. The record is from the annotation of a GenBank genome assembly. NCBI's taxonomy places the organism in Eukaryota, Fungi, Ascomycota, Leotiomycetes, Helotiales, Sclerotiniaceae.